This is a messenger RNA of [Torrubiella] hemipterigena, 2851 nucleotides long. NCBI's taxonomy places the organism in Eukaryota, Fungi, Ascomycota, Sordariomycetes, Hypocreales, Clavicipitaceae. The record is from the annotation of a GenBank genome assembly.
UUGACUGAUGAUACUUUUAUGGAAGCCAAAUGUUUCAGUGUAGACUUGUAGCGGAUGAAGAUUUGGUCCCUGUAACGGAUUAUAAUGAUUGAUUUUAGUAGAGCGAUACCACAUGGAAGAGAGGUCUUUGAGGGUCUGGUAGUGGUGGGUGGUGCACCGUGGUGGUUCCAUGCCCGACAGUGCCCAAUCACCUUAAUCGCACUGUCCUGGCCCGCAUUCAGCCUUCAUACUGGCCAGUGCUUCCGAAAUGUGACGCCCGGAACCACAUCCGAUUCAACCUUUUUUCUUUUUGCUCAAGGCUGUAGAACAACAACAGCUGCGGAUAUAUACCUUUUUGUUUUUUUUAUUCUGGUGUCCGCAUAUUUAUCCUCCAUUGAUUGCACUCUCCCACUUCUCCGUCCAAUUACCAGCGGCAACAGUAUAGUAUCUCCGCUGGUGAGCCUUCCGACGGCACAGCAUGGAUACGCCUCGAGUUCGCUACAUCCGAAGCCGUAUCGCCAACGCAUGCGACAACUGCAAGGCACGCAAGGUUAAGUGUGACGGAAACGUUCCGUGUAGAUAUUGCGAAGAGCGCGGCCGCGGCGGAUCGUGCGUCUACUCGCCGCAGAAGAAAAGGCGCACUCCGGCAUCCCGCGCUCCGUCUACGCCGAAACAGCACUCCCAUCGGCAACAACGACAGCAGCAGCAGCAGCCGUCUCCGUCGCCUGCGGAGCGAUCAUCCGCCGGAGCAGCGGCAGCAGCAGCAGCAGAUUCCCAGACUGCGGCUACCAGAGAGAAUAUCCGUGCUGGAGAUACGGAUGAGCACUCGCGCGGUGAGGGUGCUGAGGACGAGACAGAUGUGCCGAGGGAAGCUAGGUUGCUGCGGGAUUCGCAGGGCAAGCUCAUCUUCAUUGGCGACUGUGCGCCGCUGUCCUUCUUCCAGAGCGUUAGGCAGCUCGUCACGAGCAAAGUCAGCCCGAAUGCGUUUGCGCCAGAGACUAGUCGUUUCUCCGUGCUGGCGAAUUCGGCAGCCACUACUGGCACGGGGCUGCCACGGAGGCAGCAUAGCGAUGUUGGGCCAGCAGUGAAUCCGAGAGCGGUACAGGGCGCCAUGCGUGUAUAUCUUGCAACAACGGCGGGUCUGCUGGACAUGUUUGAUGAUGCGAAGCUGCUUGAUGAGCUUGUCAUGUGGUCAAAUCUGCAGAACCGGCCAACCGACGGCGACACGGUCAAGUAUCUUGUGCUGGCGAUUGGGCUGCUAAAUGAUAAUGCAGAGCUGGCACAGGAGUACUUUGAGUAUGCACGGGGCAAGGCAUACGAGGAUCUCAACGGCGACUUGAGCGUUAGCACUGUGCAGGCGUUUGUGUUGAUUGCCGUGUACAUGUUGUGUUCGUGCCAGAUCAACGGCGCAUUCUUGUUCUUUGGCAUUGCGGUACGUGCGGCGUACUCGAUUGGCGUGCACAGGACCGAAGUGAAUGCGCGGUUUGGCGCUGAUGGUCGCGUUGCUCGCGACCGGCUGUGGAAGAGCCUGCGCGUGGUGGACUUGUGUCUGAGUAUCUCGAUGGGACGCCCGCCGGCGACGUCGGAUGUCGACUGCACGGUUGCGUACCGGGCGCAGGAUGCGGAGGGCAACGAGGUUUUGGAUCUGUUGAAUGCCGACGUCCAAAUCCUACUGAUUACAGAGGUCAUUGUCACGGAGAUCUUUUCGCGCAAGAAGAUCUCCCUGGCCCUCACCGAAGGUAUCUCGGUCAAGCUGCGCGGAUGGUCGGAGCGCUGGCUGCAGCGACUAAAGGGCGUGGUUGAGUCGGGGCGCAGCGAUGCCGACGUGGCGGGUGCGUGCCAGGUGCUUGCGUCGUACUAUUACUCGGUCAUGCUGGUGUCGAGGCCGUUUCUCAUGUACGAGAUGCACAGGAGGUUACUUGCAGACGGACCCAAGCCUGGCGAUAGGGGACGCUCGGGCAAGACAAAGUUGGCCGAUGCGUGUAUCGAUGCGGCGAGCUUGAUGGUCGAUACGGUGGUUGCGCUGAUUCACCGACAAGCACUGCCGAACCGCGCGCCGGUUCUUGUGUCGUGGCUCUUUGCAGCGUCGUUGGUUCUGGGGCUCGGCCUGAUGGGCGGGUUUGGAAGGAUUCUGGAAAAGUGCACACGCAUGUCGAUACAGACGCUAGAUCACUUUGCGUUGCAAGGUGAUGCACAUGCGGCACAGUACUCGCUAAUUGCACAGUCGCUGCUGAAUGUCGCACUGGAGGAUCUUGAUAAGCGCGAGAUGCGAGAGCGCAUGAUGCGGACAGAGAACUCGAGUCUGCUGUUUGGUCUGGUGCCUGCUGCUGCUGCUGCUGCUGGCUCGGGAGAUGCUUCUCCACACGGCUUGUCGACAAGCAGCACGAUAACUUCUUUGACAGACGCCGUCACGUCCGGUCUAGGGCACGACAGGCCGUUUCAUGCACUGCAUUCCGUGCCGGCGACAUCGUCACCGCGGAUGCUGGGGGACAUGGACUCCGCGUACUUGGGGCUGUCGGAAUCGCUGCUUCAUACGCCGGAUGGGGGAUUCUGGAGCGGUGGAUUUGAUGAGGAUGCUGGAUCGGCGCUCAAUCUGUUUCCGUUGCUAGACACGGGGGGUGGUAUUGAUCUGGCGCACUAUCUGUGAUGAGAUUUGGUGACAGUGCAUGACGCUGACAUGCAUUUGCAUGUGCAUUAGCGUGGCCUGGGGUAGAGGAUUUAAAAAUAGAACAUGUAUAGAUUUCGUAGAAACUAGAUAACUGUACUCUACCGAAAAGGGACCAAAAAAUGCCCGCUGGGGGCGCAAUGUUGUCUAUGAUAUCAAGCAAAGUAAAUAAUAUACCGCUAGUUCUGCCACUUGGCCAUCUCUUGC